AUGGAUUCAUUGGUUUCAUCAAAUGUUCCAGUUGUUCUCAUAACAGGUUUUGGUCCAUUUCGUUCGGUACUUAAUAAUCCCAGUUGGGAAGUAGCUAAAGCAUUAAAAGCAUAUCUUGAAUGGCAGCGUCCAAUACAUAUUAUUCUUGAAGAAAUGCAUGUUACAUAUGAUAAUGUUUCAACUAGAAUACCUGAUUAUUGGUUAAAAUAUAAUCCAACAUUAGUUAUUCAUAUUGGUGUAGCAGUUGGAACGAAAGAAAUUCAAAUAGAACGAUGUGCUUGUAAUAUUGAUUAUUGUUAUCAAGAUAAUGAGGGUUGUUUACCCGAAGAUGGACGAUGUGUAAAAAAAGAUGCACCACCAAUGUUAACAACACUUCUUCCAGUUGAUGAUAUUUGUGCUAAAGUACAACGUCGAACAAAUAUGCCGGUGUCAGUAUCCAAUGAUGCUGGAAGAUUUCUUUGUGAAUUUAUUUAUUAUCAAUCAUUAUUUAUUGAUCGAAAACGAACAAUAUUUAUUCAUAUACCUGAAUUAGAUGAAAAUAAUACAAUUGAAAAUUUAGCUAAAACAAUACAAUUAAUUAUUUAUGAAUUACUUCAUUAUGUUGAUCCAUUACCAAUAUUAAAUCAAGAUGGAAAUUAUUUUAUAAAUUCUAAUCUACAAAAAAAUUCAUAUAUAUAUGAAAUGAAAAAUUUCAAUUAG
This is a messenger RNA of Rotaria sordida, 699 nucleotides long. The record is from the annotation of a GenBank genome assembly. Lineage: Eukaryota; Metazoa; Rotifera; Eurotatoria; Philodinida; Philodinidae.